Momordica charantia (bitter melon) is the source of this 1757-nucleotide messenger RNA. NCBI's taxonomy places the organism in Eukaryota, Viridiplantae, Streptophyta, Magnoliopsida, Cucurbitales, Cucurbitaceae. The record is from RefSeq and is a predicted model, not a curated record.
CUUUCCGCUCUAGCCGCCGCCGAGUAGGUGAGGUCAAAGAAAAUUGAAUACUAAUUGAAUCUGUGUUUUUAGAUUUAUGUUUUCGGAUCAAUAACUAGUUAGUUAUCUCGGCUACUAUUUACGGACUGAUCUAUAAGCAGAGGGCACCAAUUUCGAACCGUAGGAUUCUCGUUGGCUUUGCUUCUCCCAAUUUUCUCAGCAAAUAAUUUUCUCGGGAAACAAAUUCCAAAUACCACAGAGAAAUUCAGUGGAUCAUACACGAAAUUCAAAUAUGACGGAUUACGACGGGAGAAACGAAGGUAAUGGAGAAGACGCCGACCAUUAUGGCGAUGGUUUUUCUCCCCAAGCUCGUGGCGGCAGCCAUGGUGGCCACGAUUCUCACAGCGAUUCAAAACCUCAUGUCUUUUCAUGAAAUCACAUUAUCUAACCUACUGGAGACGUACUGCUCUAUAUAUCCAUGUUUCCUGUACCCACUACGUGUUGGGUGAAACGUGUCAUACUUGGUUGUUGAAUUAAAAUGAACAUUUGGAAGUGUGGUUUAAAAUUUAGCAUAUUAGUUUCAUGAUAGUUGGUUUAAUAAGUUCAGAUCGAAAUAGAACCCAAAGUCCUCAACAAAUAAGGAGAGUACAGGCAAUGGGAGAGAUACAUCAAGAGCACCAACCAGUGAAGAGGCACCCUCAAAUGUCACCAAGCAGAAGGUUGCAGCCGCCAAACAGUAUAAUGAAAACCAUUACAAGAAGCAAAUGAAGAGCUUGGAAGAAAGGAGGGAGAGACGCCAUGUACUAGAAAAGAAUUUGGCCGAUGCUGAGGUCUCUCAAGAAGAGCAAAGUAACCUGCUUAAGCAUCUAGAGAAGAAGGAAACGGAAUAUAUGCAUCUUCAGAGGCAUAAAAUGGGUGCUGAUGAUUUUGAGCCACUAACAAUGAUAGGGAUGGGUGCUUUUGGAGAGGUUAGAGUGUGUAGGGAGAAAGCAACUGGUCAUGUAUAUGUCAUGAAGAAGCUCAAAAAAUCAGAGAUGCUUCGAAGAGGCCAGGUUGAACAUGUGAAAGCUGAAAGGAACCUAUUGGCAGAGGUUGACAGUAAUUGUAUUGUAAAGCUGUACUGCUCUUUCCAAGAUGAAGAAUAUUUGUAUCUUAUUAUGGAAUACUUACCUGGGGGAGACAUGAUGACUUUAUUGAUGAGGAAAGAUAUUCUAACAGAAGACGAGGCCCGAUUUUAUGUUGGCGAGACAGUUUUAGCUAUCGAGUCAAUCCAUAAACAUAAUUAUAUUCAUAGAGAUAUCAAGCCUGAUAACUUGCUUCUUGACAAGGAUGGCCAUAUGAAAUUAUCAGAUUUUGGAUUAUGUAAACCAUUAGAUUGUAGUAACCUCCAAGAAAAGGAUUUCUCCCAGGGAAAUAACCUUAGUGGAGCUCUUCAAAGUGAUGGGCGCCCUGUGCCAUCAAAACGCACACAACAGGAACAACUACAGCAUUGGCAAAGGAACAGGAGGAUGCUUGUAAGUAGUUCAAUAUCAUGUAUGAUGGAUCCGUAAUUACUUUUCAUUACUCACUUGUAAACUGGUGAACCAAAAGUUUUCCUUUGGCUUGGUUCUGGUUGACCUUGGAGUCGGGCAAUUCUUUUAGGGGUUGGGUUGUUUUUUUUUUUCCUUCUCUCUCUCUCUCUAGUGAAGUUCUCAUUUUAAAGAAAGAUCCUCUCUCAUUCUUGUGUUUGUUUACCUUUAUUCUAAGUGGUAAAGAUUGUUUGCUAAUCUGUAAUCUUA